UCCCGAUUAGAACAAAUAAACAAAUAAGGUGUACACAAACAAUAACACUUGUCUAUGUUUAAAUAUUAUUAAACUGUUUAUUUCAUACUCUGAAAGAUGUCCAGAGGUACCAGCCCAGUUAGGGACAAAAGAAUUAUACAUCUCGCUGCAGAAGUUGUAGAAACUAGAGAUCGCCGUGUACCUGUUGUUUUACAGCGUUUAAAACCAAUACUUGACACAAGUCCUGCCACUAGUAGUGAUGGGGUACGUAUACGGAGGGAAAUCUGGGAGUUUCAGCUGCUUGAUGUGCUUAUUCUAGUACUGAAACAAGACUACAGUGUGAUAGAAGGACAAUGGCUUACUGCAGCAAGAUUGACAACAAUUUUAAGUCAAGCUGUCUCAGGUUUAGACAUUCCAAAGGAAGAUAUGAAAGAUGUAGAAAACAAUAAAUUACCAGAGGCCAUACAUAAUAUGUUCCUUGUUGCUAGGCGAAUACAAGCAAGAUUUGCACAGAUACCUAAAAGACCUAGUAAAGAAGAAGAAAGACAAUUUCACUUGCGGAACUACAAGACUGUGCUAGAUUCAUUAAUUUAUCUUGCCUCAGGAUAUAUAUCUGUAACUCACAAAGUUUUGAGUUCACCGUGGUUACUACAGCUGUUGAUACUGGACAAUGAAGAGACUGUGGCAUAUAUACUUGAUCUCAUACCAAAAGUGCUGCGUGCUAAUUGGUUGGCAAUUAAAGAGGUGAAUAUUAAAACAGUUUACAGUAUAAUGGAUGAGUUGAUAUACAAACUGUCUGUUGAGUCAUCUGUUAUCUUAGCAACGGGAGCUGUGAAAUGUAUAUUAUGUAUAUGUGAGUACCAUAAACCAAUGGUGGCAGCUUUAUCAACGCGGUAUCGAGGGUUACGUCUUUUGCUUGCUAGAUGGGAAGAUAAAGGUUUUAGUCGUGAUCUCAAGUCAUUACACAGACUCCUAGAUGCUGGUAAUGCUCAGAGAGCUGAAAUGGAGAAAAAUUAUGACAGUGCAGUGAUGAUCCAAGCUAACUGGAAAGGUUAUAUCACUAGGAGGAAACUUGCUCGAGCCAACAAAUCUUUUGCUAAAUUCCAGAAAGCUUUCAGAAAUCGAAGGAAAGUAAAAGAAGAGACGAUGACUAGACAGAAACAUCAAUCUGAGGUAGAAUAUAAGGGUCUAGUGAACAGACAGAGGAUCAUGAGGGAGUUCAGAGAACGUCAGCUACACUGUAUAGAAAUUCUACCAGCAUCCAAAGUAGAGAAAUAUUUAGAGAAUGAACAGAUUCAAGCAGCAACAAAAAUACAGAAAUUAUGGCGAGGUCAUAUCGAGCGUCACCAGCUGACUGGUCGCCGUGAUCUUGUCAGGCAGACCCGGGCGGCUAUCAAAAUACAACAGACUGUGAGAAGAUGGUUAGAGCGGUUAGAGAACAGAAAAGGGAAGAUGCCACUUCAAUUAUUACCUCCGGGACUUACUGAUGAUAGAAGGGUUGAGUUACAGAAAACUAUCAGUAAUUACAGGGAAGAAAAUCCACCUAAAGCCUAUACAAGAGGAGAGCUUGAAACAGUACAUAAAAAGGCAACAGCUUUACUAUCUCGUUAUUAUGGCACAGUACGAGAGAGUAGGAAAGCUGAACAAAGGCGGCAGACACUUCUAGCUCGUCUAGAUACUGAUUCUGACCUUUGUGCAUUGGCACCAGAUCUAAACAAGGUUACACAAAGAGACGUGGAUAUGUAUUCCAGUCGUUCAGUACCUGUAGCAACAAAAGCACGAGUUAGUCACAUGGAAACAUUACGCAAUUUACAAUUACCAUGGUGGAAGAAACUUGGUGAUGAAUUUCAGGACUCGGAAAUCCAAGAAGAGGAAGUGUUACUGUUUUAAUUGUAUAAAUGUUUAAAAAUAAGUGUCAAAUGGUUUCUGGUAAUUGAAAUUGAAUAAAGCAAAGGCUGCUUCUAAAUUAGUUAGGAAUCAAGAGCCUAAGUAACAACUUCAGUUUAGAAUGUUUAAGUAGGAAAUAGUCUAGACGGGUGAUUUGUAUUUCAAAAGAGAACAACAUACUGGAAUGUUAUAAUGAUAAGACCAUAUUAAUAAGACUACAAUGUAUAUUCAUUUACCAUUAUCACAAUUUUAAAUCUCUAAUUUGCAUUAGAUGAGUACUAAAUGUACAAGUUGUGAGUUAUCCAAUUUCCAAUUACAGAAAAUAUAAAAAUAUUAUUUAAAAAGUAAAUUUCCUACAAAAGCUAUUUUGGUUAUGCUAGAAUGUAAGCUAUUCUUUUCAUUUUUUCAAGUCAGUUUUUGUAUGUACAUGUAUAUAAUUCCGUCCAAAUGGAAUCUCAAGUUUAGUUAAUCAAGACCAUUUGUUGUGAAGUUGGGUGUGUUACUCUACAUGGACUAGAGAUUAUUAUCUAGAAUAACAUAGAAGGGACUUUAUUUUUAGAACUGUGAUAUUUUUACAUUUGUAUUUAUUUACAUGAAAUUAGGUACCAUACUGUAUAAUACAAUAAAAUAUUGUACACAUGUA
Molecule: messenger RNA, 2509 nt
Organism: Ruditapes philippinarum (Manila clam)
Lineage: Eukaryota; Metazoa; Mollusca; Bivalvia; Venerida; Veneridae
Product: IQ calmodulin-binding motif-containing protein 1-like
Exons: 12
Coding region: 97-1869 (590 amino acids)
Biological process (GO): cilium assembly
Cellular component (GO): cilium
Molecular function (GO): calmodulin binding
Source: RefSeq, a predicted model, not a curated record